This is a messenger RNA of Hypoxylon trugodes, 645 nucleotides long. RefSeq lists its product as uncharacterized. Gene Ontology annotation, molecular function: RNA polymerase II cis-regulatory region sequence-specific DNA binding; DNA-binding transcription factor activity, RNA polymerase II-specific. The transcript has 2 exons. Lineage: Eukaryota; Fungi; Ascomycota; Sordariomycetes; Xylariales; Hypoxylaceae. The record is from RefSeq and is a predicted model, not a curated record. Gene Ontology annotation, cellular component: nucleus. Gene Ontology annotation, biological process: regulation of transcription by RNA polymerase II. The coding region runs from base 1 to 645 and encodes 214 amino acids.
AUGACCAACGACAACUCGAAGAAGGGCAAACGCACGCCGCUCCCCUACUGGGGUGGCGAGGCACGCCGAAGAGAAAAUAAGAGAGCGCGGGACGGCGUUGUCGCUCCUGGUGUGAUUCCGGGUGUCGCGGCGCUGGCCCAGAGACUCGUCUCUCAGCCUCCGAGAGCCCCUACUCCGGCCAAGAGCACCCCCUCACCGAAGAAGAGUGUCACUCCCCCGACACAGAAACAGGCCUCUCAAGCCUCGAGGGCCACUUCUUCGCCCUCCUCGCCCCCUUCGCCGGCGCAACCUGCCCGGCCAUCACAACCUCCUAGAUUGGCGGGUCCAACCGCGCUGCCUGACACUCCGGAGAACAAGACCUGCCCCGAGUGCCAAAAAUUGUUCAAGACCAGAACCGUGCUUCUCCAGCACCUCCGAGAAUCGCACAUCGGAACGACGUGCUUCUGGGAGGGAUGCGGCGCCACCCUGGCCAGCGAGCAGGGCCUCAACAUCCACCUGCGAGAGCAUAAUACGGCGGCCGGCGACCACAUGAAGUGUAACUGGCCGGAGUGCAAUACGGCGUUUAGUACCAAGGAGAUGGUGGCGCGACACCUACGUCGCCAUACGGUGAAGGCGCGGAAUGCGCAAGCAGGCCAAUCAAAAUAG